Molecule: messenger RNA, 2919 nt
Organism: Penicillium subrubescens
Lineage: Eukaryota; Fungi; Ascomycota; Eurotiomycetes; Eurotiales; Aspergillaceae
Exons: 3
Coding region: 1-2919 (972 amino acids)
Biological process (GO): piecemeal microautophagy of the nucleus; autophagosome assembly; protein localization to phagophore assembly site
Cellular component (GO): cytosol; phagophore assembly site; extrinsic component of membrane
Source: RefSeq, a predicted model, not a curated record
AUGCAUCAGCACCCCCGGUCGCCGGCGGUACCCUCGUCGGCACCAAAGAUGCCCGCCAAAGCGUCUGCCGCUCGGGAUGACCUCAAAGACUCCGACUCGGUGCCGCCUUCCCCCACCACUGACGGGCGGUAUCACCCCGCCGAAGGUCUGGGUAUUGAUGGGGCCGCGGAUCAGACGUCAAAGUCGUCGGCAAGAGACUCUGGACCUCCGGGGAGAGAAGCCAUGACAAAGUUGAAUCAGAUCAUCUCGAAUUACCACACAAAAGCAGCCCUCAUCAUCCUUCAUUCGCGUGUCGAGCUCCCUCCUGCAUAUGCUAAGAAUUCCGAUACCCCAAAAGUGAACCGUUGGUUCAACGUCGAAUUAGAAGAUACCGAUGUCCUUCGUGAACAGUUGUGGACAUGGCGGACUUGCGAUGCCGCCACCAACAGACCCCCGCCGCUUAUCAUCGAGACCUAUCUGGACUGCACGGGACUCACGAAUAAUCAAAGCCUGGUGAUUUUGGAUGAUAAUGGGAAGCGAUGGGAUGUGCAAGACUCGAUUGCGGGGUCUCGUGGGGCCGGCUCACAUACAUAUCAUCCGAACGCAGACGAGGUCAUUCUGGAACGAUGGAGGAUCGAGCUGGGCGAGGCCAGUAGCAAGCCUACGGCUGAACUGGGAUCCAUCUUGCCGACGGUGUACAAGAAGAGUAUCGUCCUCUUCCGGUCAUUAUUCACAUAUUCCAAGUUUUUGCCGGCUUGGAAGUUUUCGCGCAAUAUCAAGGUGCGGUGGAGUCCUGCAUUGCAGGUCAAGUACCGUGUACUUGAUCCGAGUACUGCUGCUCGCAGUGAUCGUGAAAGGUUCAAGACGUCGCGGGAUCAUUUGACGCUGCCCCUCUACGAAGGGAGUGUGAGGACAGUGGAUACGUACAAAUUUGGGACCACCGAGUCUCCUGCAGGACCGUUUAGCGUGAACGUCACGUACCGGACGAAUUGUGACUUCCGUAUUGAUGAUUCAGAGGCACUGUUGAGCUCACGCUUUAUGGGUGCUGACGAUGAUAUCUUCCGCCCCUCGUUGCCUUCAGAGGAUGUGAGUCCUCUGAGCCCUGAGAUUGGGUCGGUGCCUGUAGGGCGAAGGACCGUGGAGCAUCCGGAUCGUUCACGCGCAUACGGCAGUUUAUCUACCUUUCACCAGGUUGGCCCGACAGGUGGGACUAGCCCGAUUUCUGCGUUGCGCGCGGCGAGAGAUAGUGGCAUUGGAUCUUCUUCUCCAUCUGAUGCGCACUCCAGGCGACUCCUGCCUCCUGCACGAAUCGCACCACCAACCGGACGCGCCGCUCAAAUUGCGAGUGAAAGCUUGUCAAGCUCCCCUCGUCGCCCCUCCAUCUCUUUCCAAGCCUUCAAAGCUCCUCCACUCUCCGCAUCUCCUGCUUUAGUGGACACUCCUCUCGGUGUAUCGCCUCGCACUACAUCUACUCGUCUCUCAGGCACUUCCGCAGAAUCACGCGUGAUGCCACCUCCUUCUUCCGCGGCUUCAGCCCGCAAGCCUGUUGCUCUUGCGUCUGAGCAGGCCAUUUCAUCUUCUACUUCCGCAUCCCCCAAACCUGCACCUAUCUCCCGCUACAGCAGCUCCUUCAGCCAUCGCCGGGGUCGUCACUCCACCGGAGGCGUGGCCAAGACUGAGGACGAUUCGAGUGGCAAGAUCAGCGCCGCCUCUUCGAACGUGCAGCCAGGCUCUGGCCUGCUCGCAGAACUCACUGGCACAAGCGCCGAAUCCUUCCACGCCGAUGAUGAGAAAAUCUCAGAGUUCCUGAAAGAGCUAGACAGUGGAAAGAAUCUUAUGAACACCAGCAGCUCUACGUCAACCCAACUGGGCCAGCGGAAACCCACUUCUGCCUCCGUAGCCCUCGCUCGAUUCCAGCGCAUGCGAGACUCUAAUGCGGCGCUCUCGGACUCCAUGUCAUCAUCUAUGCAUCUGCACCGCUCAUCAACCUCCUCGAGCAAGCAGCUUUCCGGUGUACCACCCAUGAUCUCUGGUACCUCUAUCUCCACUGCAUCAUCACCCGGAAAGCCCAUUUCACCCCAUACACCCCACACGCCAGCCAUCCGGUCCCGUCUGAGUUCGAACAGCGUUGCAGAUGAAAUCUCAACCGAGCAUGACCGUCGAGGCCCGCACCUGGAGCAUGACUCGCCCCUGGAAGAGAAUCCCAACCUGGAAAACACCCAGCCAGGUGCCUCGACCGCGGGAGCGAUCGAUAUCCCAACCUCCCCGCGGGUAUUCUCACCGGCAUACCGGCGCUCCAGCUCCGCCGCCCAGCACCGCCGCCCACACUCAGGCGACGACGAGGAAAUCUUCAACCUCGUAAUCCGGAGCAUGAGCAUGGGCGCCGAAACCCCCGGCCCGCUACAACAGCGGAACCCCGACCCCAAAGCCCCGACAGGACGCCGGCCAUCCGAGGACCAGGACCAGGACCACUCCACCACGACCAGCGGCACCGCCACGCGCGGUCAAACCAUCACCGGUCCCUCGGGGGCCUCGUCCUCGUCGAACCUCUACCAGCCGCGCUUCGCCAACUCUCGGGGUCGGGGCUUCUCAGGCGGCCACUCCCUCAGCUCGGCGUCGAGUAGCCUUGCCCGCGGCGCCACCAUCCCGCCUCACCUCGUCGAGCGUGAUGACCAUGACGGGAACGCCAGCGGUAGCAACAGCGGCAACUCGACGACCGAGAUCCGCCGUGGUUCCCUCCAGCGGCCCGGUGCAAACCGGGCCCCGCCAUCUCAGGCCGUCUUCGAAGACGACGAGCCGCUGCUGUUCGCUAUGAGCGACUUCGGCGCCUCCCGGCGGAGUCUGGAGGAGAACCGCCAUGGUAAUCAUGGCGCGGACUCGAGCGGGAGCUCGAGACGGGGGAGCGGUCGGAGGGGAGCUGGGCUCCCGGGUGGUUGGUAG